AUGUUAUUCAAAUCUUCUGUUGAUCUUCUUAUUUACUUUUCUAUUUUAUUGAUUAUUAAUAAAUCAACUUAUUCAAAUAAAUAUUUUUCAAAACGUUUUAAACGACAAACAUCAAAUUAUCAAGUAAAAUGUUCACAGCAAAGUACCGCCGUUGAUCAAGUUAUUCAAUAUAAUAAAACUGAACAAACAAGAAAAAAACGUUUUGUUCUUUUUCCUGAAUUUGUUAAUUAUAAAGAUGAUUGGCGUUAUAUAAAUCGACCACAAGAAUUUGUUUAUUGGAUUGCAAAUUUCUAUCCGAAUAGAAUCAAUACAAGUUAUAUUCGUCAGUCUAUAAAUUAUGUUAUUCAAAACAUUAAUGCAGUUAUAGAUAACGAUAUAACCAUACAGGAAGGAGCUGAUCCAGGUGAAGCUAAUUUUCAUUUUAAUUUUUUUGAUUAUACCAAGUGUCCACUCGAUGAUAUUCCAGAAGCAACUACCGAUAAUAUUCAAAUAUUAGACACACUUUACAUCUAUUCAGCUGAGAUAGCCAGACAAAGUCGAUAUCGUGCUCAUGGUGGAAUACAUCUUGCAGAAAAUGAUAGAGCAAUAUCCACAAUUAAAUUUAACAUGCAACAAAAGUUUCUUGUUUCAGAUGAUUUUGUUUAUGAUCCAAUUAUAUAUACAUGUAUUGAAAAAACAAAUGAAUGUGAAAUUGAUUUGCAUUGGGCUUUAUUACAUGAAACAUUACAUGGAUUUGGUAUAGAGCAUACAACAAAUGCUGAAAAACCGAUUGCACCAAAUCCACAUAUGCAAUCUGUAAUGCAUUUUUCAACAUUUCGUAUGCUUUGUCACGACGAUAUACGAGCAAUACGUAUGGUUUAUAAUUUUCCUGUUAAACGUGAAAAUGCUGUCUAUGAUGAUACAUGUCGCCGUGACUUUCCAAUGACUACAUUGCAAAAAUCAAUGUUUUUAUUAGGACGAAUGUUUAUCUUAAGUAUUUAUGUAAUCGAAAUUCGCAACAAUUUGAAAAACAAACAUCAAGCAUAUCAGCAAGUUCAUGGUUAA
This is a messenger RNA of Rotaria sp. Silwood1, 1044 nucleotides long. The record is from the annotation of a GenBank genome assembly. NCBI's taxonomy places the organism in Eukaryota, Metazoa, Rotifera, Eurotatoria, Philodinida, Philodinidae.